Molecule: messenger RNA, 861 nt
Organism: Paramecium octaurelia
Lineage: Eukaryota; Ciliophora; Oligohymenophorea; Peniculida; Parameciidae
Source: the annotation of a GenBank genome assembly
AUGAAAACAGAAGCACAACUACCAAUUUAUACUAACCAUUCAAUCAAAAUUACAAAUCAUAAUCAAUGUCAUAAGAACAACACCAAAUAUAUAAUCUUUACAAACAUUAAAGAUCAUUGUCCUGCUAAUUGCAGUCAAUGCAGUGUUCCUCUUGAAUGCUAAACUUGUGCUUUCGGUUAUGUAGUAACAUCCGACAAAAAGUGCCAAUAAGAAAACUCAUCAAUACUAGAUUAAAUCAAAAAUACCACUGUGGGAACACCCCUUAUGGCUACAUUCCCAGAUGGCAGCUACAUCCUUAUGUGGUACUAAAAUGGAGAUAAUGCUGGUGUCUAUUUCUAAUUGUAUUCUGCCGAUAAUGUAAAGGUUGGAGACCCAAUGAAAGUUACUGGAAAUGCUAGAAGAUUGUUAAGUCAACAAUCCAUCAUCUAAAACUUUUAUGCAGACAUAAUUUCAAUUGAUUAUGAAUUCUUUGUUACUUGGAUGGAUGCCUCUUCAGCUGCAACCGACGUUAAAUUGAAGAAGUUUUCCUCUGAUGGAACUGCUUAAAGCCAAGAUAUUCUAUUGGGAACUCAUUAAAACAAAGAUUUACAAGACAUUAAAAUACCUUGUCAAAUUAAAAAGACUCCAAACAAUUCUUUAUUGAUUGCUUAUAUGGCCAAAACCGAUAAUGUAUCUAAUGAAUUCUCCAUGUUCAUUUCAUCAUAUGACUCACUCAUGAAUAGCUUGUAUUGCAUAAAUCAAAAAUUACUCAAAGAACCAAGCUAUUUCCAAGUUCAUCCCUUCUAAGAUGUAAAUAUAGUGUUAGUAAUCUAAACUUCAAUGUCAUUGUCAUUAGAUAUAUUUAUUUAAAUAAUGAAUUGA